Messenger RNA from Pelecanus crispus (Dalmatian pelican), 911 nucleotides. The record is from RefSeq and is a predicted model, not a curated record. NCBI's taxonomy places the organism in Eukaryota, Metazoa, Chordata, Aves, Pelecaniformes, Pelecanidae.
AUGGUUCCUGAGGAGAAGGGCCUUCCCUUGAGCAAUGCUUGCGUUCUGCCCCUUGUCCCCUUUCCCUUCCUGAAGGUGGAAACGUCCCUGCUCAUUCUUUCUUUCUCUCUGCCAGUGGAAGUUGCCACCAAGGCCAAUCCCUGGGAUGGGAAGACGCUGAAGCCUGAGAGUGUGCGCUCGCAGCUGGACACGUCCCUGGAGAGGCUGAAGAGGACGAGUGUGGAGCUCUUCUACCUCCAUGCUCCUGACCAUGGGACCCCAGUGGAGGAGACGCUGCGUGCCUGCAAUGAGCUGCACAAAGAAGGAAAGUUUAAAGAACUUGGUCUAUCAAACUACUCAGCGUGGGAGGUUGCAGAAAUUUGCACCAUCUGCAAAUACAACAACUGGGUGAUGCCGACUGUGUACCAGGGUAUGUACAAUGCAACCACUCGCCAGGUGGAAGCCGAGCUGUUCCCUUGCCUGAGACACUACGGACUGCGGUUCUACGCCUACAAUCCGCUGGCAGGAGGGCUGCUGACCGGCAAGUACAAGUAUGAGGACAAAGACACACGCCAGCCCACGGGAAGGUUUUUUGGGAAUGACUGGGCUCAAGCCUACAGGGACAGGUACUGGAAAAAGCACAAUUUUGAAGGAAUUGCCCUAGUAGAAAGAGCUCUGAAAGAUGCUUACGGUUCCAACGCGCCAAGCCUGACCUCCGCUGCUUUGCGUUGGCUGUACAAUCACUCCAAACUGCAGGGUUCUCUUGGGGACGCAGUGAUCAUUGGGAUGUCCAACUUGGAGCAGCUAGAGCAGAACCUUGACUACAGUGAAGAGGGUCCCCUGCUCCCAGCUGUCACGGAGGCGUUCGAUAAAGCCUGGAACCUGACUGCACACGACUGCCCCAACUAUUUCCGCUAGAGCCUAGGGUAGGG